Molecule: messenger RNA, 3551 nt
Organism: Manduca sexta (tobacco hornworm)
Lineage: Eukaryota; Metazoa; Arthropoda; Insecta; Lepidoptera; Sphingidae
Product: venom dipeptidyl peptidase 4
Exons: 18
Coding region: 188-2659 (823 amino acids)
Biological process (GO): proteolysis
Molecular function (GO): dipeptidyl-peptidase activity; serine-type peptidase activity
Source: RefSeq, a predicted model, not a curated record
CAUUAUUGACUGGAAAGGUGCAACUGUAAGAGUUUAUAAAGGUUUCAGAGAUUAGAUUGAAAUAAACGACUGGACUUUGAAUUACGGGUGAUAUUUGGAGAACUUUGUUGUGAAUUGGUUAUUUUAUUAAAUUGUGAUUAUUUGCUUUUAAAAAUGGAUUCCUUCAAGGUGACAACAUUUUCUCACCAUGGCCCAAGACAAUGGCAACACCUCGUUGGAGAUGGGGACCAGUGACCAGGUCCUGGUCGCAACCAAGAGGAAAAAGACUUUGACAUACGUAAUCGGCGGCGUUAUCAUGGUAGCAAUCAUUGCUGUGGUGGUAACCCUUGUGGUCGUAUUCACCGGUAGCGAUGCGGAAGCUGAACCAAUAGUAUCUACUACAGAAGGACCGACUACGCCCAUAUCAACUACCACUCCUUCGACAACGACUACGACUACCACAACAACGACAACGACUACAGAAGCGCCGACAACGGAGCCGCCACCAGAGCCGCUCGAUUUAGAAUCGAUUAUAAAUGGAGUGUUCUCUCCUAACUCGUUUAAUGCUACUUGGUCGCAAGGAAGCGAUGUCCUGUUCCGAAGCGUGAAUGGCGACUUGGUGCUUUACGAUGUCGACACUGACACUACUACAACGCUUAUUUCUAAUACGUCAGAGACCCUGCAAGCGUCAUCGCGAGUGAUACAACUUUCUGCGGACCAGACCCACGUGGUUUUAGCAUACAAUGUUGCGCCAGUCUACAGAUAUAGUUUCCUGGCAAGAUAUGCUGUCGUGGACCUGCUCGUUGGCAAUGAGAUUGACAUCCUCCCCCCCACUCUUCGUUCUUCGGAAGCGUUCUUGCAGAACUUCGUCUGGGGUCCGUCAGGCACCGCCCUCGCUUUUGUUUACCUGAACAAUAUCUACUAUCAAGCCAACCUGACAAGCGAGCCUGAGCAGAUCACUACUACAGGACAGUUAAAUGUGAUCUAUCAUGGAAUUCCUGACUGGGUUUAUGAAGAGGAGGUGUUCGGCUCAAACAACGCUAUAUAUUUCUCCGCCGAUGGCUCCAAGAUGGCCUACGUCACUUUCGACGACACGAAUGUUCGCGUAAUGAAGGUCCCUCACUACGGCGUUCCCGGCUCCGUGGAUUACCAGUACACUCAGCAUCAUGAGAUUCGCUAUCCCAAGCCUGGUACCACUAACCCAACAGUGUCAGUCACCAUCAGAGAUCUGGACCUUAGAAACGACACAGUGUUUUAUGCACCCAAUGAUCUUCAACAGCCAAUCCUGAAGUCAGUGCGUUUCGUAAAUAACGACACAAUUGCGGUUAUGUGGACCAACAGAGUGCAGACUACGUUCAGAGUGUUGUUGUGCACGGACGGACAGACCUCUUGCAAUCUGAUUUACUCAUACACUGAAAACGACGGUUGGAUUGAUAACAUCCCUCUCGUGUUUAACCGCCUCGGAAAUGCUUUCAUCACAAUUUUACCACAGCCGGUGGGAGGAGUAUUGUACAAGCAAAUAGUACAAAUAUCUCAGUCCGCUUCUGGCAACUUGUGGUCGAGCAAUGCUAUCCUCAACACACCGCAAACUGUCGGAGACAUUAUGGACUGGUCUCCGGAUAACGUCAUUUGGUACCGCGCCACGCACAUCAACGACUCUGCCGAGCAACACAUCUACUCAGUUAACGCUUCCGGACACAUUUCUUGCUUUACGUGCCAAAUCAGGAGACCUGACGGCGGCGAGUGCCUCUACAACGACGCUACUCUCAGCGCCUCCGGGAACAGAAUCACCAUCAACUGUGCUGGACCUGAUGUUCCGCAAGUCUACAUUUAUGAUAUCGACGGUAAUUACAUCAGAACCUGGGAUGACAACGCAGAGCUAACAGCAUUGAUGGCGAACAGAGUGCUCCCGACUACCAUCCGUAUGUCGGUGCCCAUAGCCGCCGGUUUUCCUGAAGCAGAUGUCCAGAUCCAAGUGCCAGCUGACUACAUGGACCGCUCUAAUGUGCCACUUCUUGUCUAUGUUUACGGUGGACCCGACACUGCUCUGGUGACUAAACAAUGGAGCAUCGACUGGGGCAGCUCCCUGGUCAGUCGAUGGGGUAUUGCCGUGGCGCAAAUCGACGGCCGAGGGUCUGGACUGCGCGGUGUUGCCAACCUGUUUGCUGUCAACAGGCGCCUGGGCACCAUUGAAAUUGAGGACCAGAUCUCUGUUACUAGACAUAUCCAAGAAAACCUCCGCUGGGUGGACUCGAACCGCACCUGCAUCUGGGGCUGGUCGUACGGUGGGUACGCGGCGUCGCUCGCUCUGGCUCGUGGUCAAGGAGUAUUCCGCUGCGCUGCAGCCGUCGCGCCUGUGGUCGACUGGAGAUUCUAUGACACAAUCUACACUGAGCGGUACAUGGAUCUACCAUUAGAUAAUCCGCAAGGAUAUGCCAAUUCAUCAUUAUUAACAGAGGAUGUGGUGGAAGCCUAUCGAGACAAGAGCUACUUCCUGAUCCACGGUACGGCCGACGACAAUGUGCAUUACCAACACGCCAUGUUAAUCUCUCGGCUGCUGCAGAGGCGAGACGUGUACUUUACGCAAAUGAGCUACACCGAUGAAGACCACGGCUUAGUCGGUGUGAGACCUCAUCUUUACCACGCGUUAGAGAAUUUCCUACAUGAAAACAUGUUCUAAGUACUUUUAGAAACAAAACAGUCAUUUGUUAAUUGUUUUAAUUUUAAGAAAAAUAAAGAGGCUAUUGGCAGACAGAAAACGUAAUACAACAACGUUAGAACAAUUUAGACCGAUACUAGUUAUUGAAAUAAGAAUAUUUCAUGACUUGGAAGUCGUUAAGAUAGUUGUAUACAAACUAGGCGCACACUAAUCGAAUUAGUUUAUAUGAUAGCUUUGUGCAAGAAAUAUUAACUAUACCUACUUAAUUAUCAUAUAUGUCAUUAAUUCUUUAGUUUUUUUAUUCCGUCUUCCUUUACAAAGUAAUCUUAACUGCGUAUGGUAUUUAAUUAUAGAUGCAUUUGUUAUAAAAUAAUGCAACAAGCUACAGCGUUAAAGCACAUUAGACAUUUAUCAUUAAAUAACGUAAAUAUUUGUUCAUAUUUCUAUACAUAGCUGUUGAACGCGCUAUAGUGUCAAUCAGUGUAAUCAAUCAGCGUAUCACUGAUUUCAAAACAUGUCAAUGAAUCAGAUAUUUGUUUACUAAUUAGUGCUGUAGUGUGCGCUUGGCUUUAAGUCUACCGCAGAGAGCCAAUUUCUUGCGUUAUUAAAAAAAAUCUACAUAAUAACAAGUAUUGAUGUAAAGAAAUGUAGUAAUACAACGUUACCUGUUUAUAGCAAUAAUUAAAUGUAAUUUACAAUCGAUUGAGAUGUAAAUAUUUUUUAAAUUAUUAUAUGGAGAGUAUUUUACAGUUACUUAAUAUUUCAAUGUGUAAUUACCGUAUGAGACAGGGUUCUGAAGGAUAAUAUUUUUAUUUAUCAACUAUUUAUGUAUUGCACUUAACUAGUUAUGGAAUGUAUGUAAAUAUGAGUAUUUCAAGUACUUUAAGUACAAAAUAAAUGUGUUUUUCUACAA